Molecule: messenger RNA, 717 nt
Organism: Penicillium riverlandense
Lineage: Eukaryota; Fungi; Ascomycota; Eurotiomycetes; Eurotiales; Aspergillaceae
Exons: 5
Coding region: 1-717 (238 amino acids)
Source: RefSeq, a predicted model, not a curated record
AUGACAAUUUGCGCCUAUGAAUGCUUUUGGGGUGCCCUUUACGCCGAGAUAAAGUUUGUCCAAAAACCCGGAUUCUUCGUCCAUCAGUGGAACGUUCGAUUGGCAGAUAUCAUCCCGACCGAAUUUUGUGUCUUGAUCUUCGGCGUCUUCUACUCGAUUGCACUGCCGAUGCCGAAGGCAGCCAUCCUAAUCAAAUGGUGCCGCAUGUUCGCUCCACAAGGCCGCCGAUCUGAAGCAGGUGAUCUGAUCUCUCAAGAUGACGUGGCAGAAGCGGUUGGUGCCUGCAUUUCGGCCGCCUUCCGACUUUCCACAACGAUCAUACACGGCCGAGUCGCAGACGCCACCCGGACCCUCGGUCCAUUGGCCUUCUGGGCGACUGCCGGAAUAACUUGCGGUUUCUUUAUUCUCUGCGUGCCCUGUGUCCCCAGGAUUCUGAAGGAUACAGGGGUACUCCGGAAGAUGAAAAGAGCGGUUGGUAUGAAGACAACGAACAGUUCCAAGCGGGAUGCGGGGACCGGCCCAUCGAGCAACCACAGCAGGUUGGCGGGAAGUACGAUCGACAACUCCUUCUACAAACUGGACAACCUGAAAUCGUCCGAGUCCACAGAGUAUCUACACGGCGGAGUACCCAAUGCAGGCAUCACGCGUACGACCCGCAUCGCUGUUAUGCAGGACUCUCGCUGUACGAAUGGGGACGACAAGUUCAUGUACCCGUAG